CACCGCCACCCUCUUCCUUGGGUGCCCUGAGGGAGACUCUGUCAGGAGGCCAGCGCUGCCUCCUGCGCCAGCUGUGGCCAGGUUUUAUUCACUUGGUGCUGGACAGGGAGGCCACAGCCAGGAGCCCGUCACCCCUCUGCAGCACCGCCGCUGAAGAACAUGAGUUAACCGGCGAGGACCCGGCUACACACAGGCAGCGGCAGCCGCCGUGAUUGAUCGGUCGAGCCACGCCCCGGGGGCCGCCAUUUUAAACAGUUCCCCCGGCCCAGGUGCUCUCCCCUUCGCCGUACAUCGAGCGCUGGGCCCGCCCGCUCCGCAGACAACUUUAAGACAUUACUGUCCGAGAAGCUUGAAAUAAUUUUUUUGCCUGUGAAAACUGGAAAAUGUUUAAAAAUCACUAUCAGGGUGGCCCAUUUGUUGAAAUAUUCAGUGCUCAAGGCAAGAACCCAGAAGCAAUAUGGAAGAUUUCUGGCAAUCCAUCAGCUAUAUGGAAAGAAUAUGAUAAGCAAGUAAAAGGCUUUGUUUUUGUACUUGAAGGAAACAGUCAAAUCAACAAAAUGCAGCUACCAAAGGAAACUAGACAAACAUUGGGACUGAUCCAGAGAUUUCUGACACUUCAGAUUUUUGUGCCACUGGGACGAGACUUCUCCACUGAGUUACUGAUAACUGAUUUAGGAAAUAAAAGAAGAUUGUAUGUAUCAACAGUGCACAAGGAGUUGUGUGUAACCCCUUUGCAUGCAAAAAUUCCACUGCUUACAAUGAAGUGCAGAAUAUGGUGCAAUAUGUGUAUUGACUUGGUAGGAUUCACCAGUGAAAUAUUCAGAGGAGCUGCCUUCCAGUCUUUGGAUGGAAUUAGUAUUUCAGCCACCUGUAAACUGAGAAAGAUCUUCACUUUAAAAUCCAAGCCUCAAGAUACAGCUGAGGAAGAUGGUAGCUCAGUUAAUCGAGGACAACACAAUAUACGCACAGGUAAAACCCAGGAUGUAUCACAUACUGCAUUUGGGUCAAAGAUCUUUGGGCCACCUCUAUCUUCCAACAGAAGAGUCAGUACAAGGGUAUCUAGAGAGGUAACAAAGACCCACAGCAGUAAAAGUAAUAAAUCUUGCCAACUUCAAGGCAAGGGAAAUGGAGCUGAAUCCAUACAAGACACUGAGAGACUGGAGCUGUUGUUCUCACCGUGCAAUGAUUCUUUAGAUCAGGAAGUCAGAAGAAAUACUCAUCAAAUAAUUAAAGAUGUAUGUCAGAAUCCUGCAAUUCAGACUCAGGAUACCUCUGAGAGUGGAAGAGUAUACUUUCAGCUUGACUCAUCACAAGGAACAUCAGCAGACAAGAACAGUCUUCAUAGAUUAACUUUGAAAGGUGCAGCCAAAACCAUGUAGAAGAUAACCAGUGGUGAAUGGGUGUUUCCAAAAAGUCUCACUGAGUGUGAGUUGGAUAGCAGCAAGCAGUUUGUAGAUGGUGAAGAUUCAGCCUGCUGUAAUGUAACCUUGCCAAAGAAUGCCUCAGUUGAACAUCACAGCAAUGAAACAGGUGAUCACCAAAUGAAUAAUAAAGAGACUUUCUCAUUUUCAUCAAGACCUUGAUCAGCUCCUCAUGGGAAUUCUCCAGAUAUGUCACCGGAAUAUGGCAUUUUCCAUUUGGAUUUGAAGCAAGAUAGUAACAGAGUACAUGGGAAAAGCCAGACUGAAGAUAAUGAUCAAGGAACUGAGGGCAAUGAAGAGGAUGACAACAGUGAAUUUAUCCAGAGAACAGAAAACCUUGAGAUCAGCCACAGUAGGCCAGGAACACCUGAUUCAGCAGUUUUUAAAGAGAGCCCAUUGAAGAGGAUGUCAUGGAGAAACGAAUAUUGGAAGAAUAAGGGACACAGCAAACAUGACCUCAAAGAGACUAUCUUAUCAAAACCACAGAGUUCCACUGUGAGCAACACAGAUUCUGUUAGCUCUCAGAAAAGCUUAAAGCCUACUCUUUCUCUGUCUCCAACUGGAAGUAAAUCUGCAUUCUUUAAAGAAUUUCCAAAUGGAUCUGAGAAAAAUGAAAGUUAUGAAAGAGUUUCUGGUCAAUUAAAAAGAUCUGUCAGUAAAAAAUCUCUGAAGAGGAUCUCAAGAGAAAAUUCAUGUCUGACAACACAGAGCUUUGAGUACGACUGGAAAAGCUACCAGUCAAAUAGACUCAGUUCAUCUGAACUACAGAUGCUGGCUAGCAUGAAGAGACAGCAAAGUGAAGAAUCGGGGGAUACUACGAUUUCCCAUGAGCUGAGUGCAUCACAGAUAGAUAACUGCAAUGUUAGCCUAAGUACAAGCAGUGAAGAUACAGCAAAUUGGAACUCUUGUUUCCCGCCACCCACCAGUCAGGAGCAUCACUAUCAGAAAGAAAUGAUCCGGCUUUCUCACUCCAACCCACGGGACUGGAUGAGCAUAUUCAGUCCCCCCAUCAUUCCUAGAAGCCAACAGCUGGAAAAGCACACUAAAUCUUCAACAAAUUGGAGUACUCCAGGUGACCUCAAUAACUUCAUUGCUGAAGAAGACAAGGAAAUUUAGACUAUUCUGUAUGAUCCAUGUCUGAAGUGUUACUCUGAUCCGAAUUCUGAGAAAUACUAUGAAUUGUCAUAG
Molecule: messenger RNA, 2609 nt
Organism: Melopsittacus undulatus (budgerigar)
Lineage: Eukaryota; Metazoa; Chordata; Aves; Psittaciformes; Psittaculidae
Gene: CFAP20DC
Product: CFAP20 domain containing
Source: RefSeq, a predicted model, not a curated record